AUGCCCGUGGACUUAGAGAAGACAGUAGCAUGCCCUCCCAAACUAUCAUCCGAACAGAGGCUUACCGUGGUCGAUUGGUAUGGCGAUGGCGACCCAGAAAACCCCCUCAAUUGGUCUGUGUGGAAGAAACUCAUGGUCGUUUUCACAAUCAAUUACUGCUCGACAAUGGUGUACAUGUCAGCGUCCAUCUACACCGUAGCACAGCCCGAGGUUUCACAGAUAUUUGGAGUUUCAAUUACAGCAGCCAGUCUUGGACUCGUCACCUUCAUUUUGGGAUAUGGCAUUGGCCCUUUAUUCUUUUCGCCCAUCUCGGAAUUGCCAGGCAUAGGCCGUAACAUUCCCUACGUCGGGGCAUUAGCAAUCUUCGUUGUCAUCUCUGUGCCAACGGCUCUGGCGCAGAACUUCGCGGCACUACUUGUGUUGCGAUUUCUACAGGGUUUCUUUGGAUCUCCUGUGCUUUCAACAGGAGGUGCUUCCCUCACGGAUAUUUGCAACACCUAUCAAAAGCCGUACUAUCUGUACUCGUGGGCUAUAUUCUCGCUGGCAGGACCGUCACUCGGGACGAUCAUCGCAGGCUACAGCGUGCCAAUCUUGGGUUGGCGCUGGAGUCUUUGGGAAAUUGUUAUUGCUGUGGGUCCGGGUCUACUCUUCUGCCUCUUUCUUCCAGAGUCUUCAGCAACGAACAUACUUCAUCGUAGAGCGCGCCGACUACGAAAAGUGAUGGGAGAUGCGACCUAUAUCUCGGAGGCUAAUAUCAAACUUGCUAACUCUACGGUGGCAAGCCGUUUCUACUCAACCCUCGUUGUUCCAUGGAAGAUAAACGCCCUAGACCCGUCCAUAUUGUUCACCAGCUUGUACAUGGGUCUCUUAUACGCAGUGUUCUAUUCCUUCUUCGAAUUCUUCCCUUUAAUCUAUGGCGGAAUUUACGGUAUGAGCACUGGACAGGUUGGUCUCAUGUUCUUGUCCGUGAUAGUUUCCGUCAUCAUCGCUGGCAUUCCUUACAAUGCCUUUGUCUAUUUCGUGAUCAACCCCUCGCUCCGAGAGGGCAAGGAAAUAUCACCGGAAGGUCGCUUGCUACCUGCUGUCAUCGCAUCUGGUCUAAUUCCAGUGGGGAUGUUCAUCAUUGGAUGGACAUCUAGGGCGUCUAUACAUUGGUUUGUCUCAUCGAUCGGGGUUGGUCUGGUCACUGGAGGAGUGAUCGUCAUCUUGCAAUGCAUUUUUGUCUACAUUACGCUCGCAUAUCCUCAUUAUGUUGCGUCGUUGUUUAGUGGAAAUGGCAUUGCAAGAGCUGUUGUAGCAUCUGGCGGUGUGCUUUGGUCGCAUCCGAUGUACGAGUCACUGGGAAUCAACUGGUCAAUGACAUUAUUGGGAUGUUGCUGCGCGGCCUGCGUUGUUGGGAUUUUUGUAUUGUUCAAAUAUGGUCAUAUUCUGAGAGCGAAAAGCAGAUUUUCAGGUUAA
Molecule: messenger RNA, 1458 nt
Organism: Aaosphaeria arxii CBS 175.79
Lineage: Eukaryota; Fungi; Ascomycota; Dothideomycetes; Pleosporales
Product: MFS general substrate transporter
Exons: 2
Coding region: 1-1458 (485 amino acids)
Biological process (GO): xenobiotic detoxification by transmembrane export across the plasma membrane
Molecular function (GO): fluconazole transmembrane transporter activity
Source: RefSeq, a predicted model, not a curated record